Messenger RNA from Schistocerca piceifrons (Central American locust), 4430 nucleotides. It is a transcript of the gene Alas, whose product is annotated as 5-aminolevulinate synthase, erythroid-specific, mitochondrial. Gene Ontology annotation, molecular function: pyridoxal phosphate binding; 5-aminolevulinate synthase activity. The coding region runs from base 204 to 1775 and encodes 523 amino acids. The transcript has 11 exons. The record is from RefSeq and is a predicted model, not a curated record. Gene Ontology annotation, cellular component: mitochondrion. NCBI's taxonomy places the organism in Eukaryota, Metazoa, Arthropoda, Insecta, Orthoptera, Acrididae. Gene Ontology annotation, biological process: hemoglobin biosynthetic process; heme biosynthetic process; erythrocyte development.
UCGCCAUAAAUUAUAUCUUCGGUCAACGUAACCUGUGAUCUCUUUGGAGUCAUUGCCGUUUGCCAGGUGGUUGUGAAUGGGCAAAUAGUUCACGUUAGAGGAACUGUUGUUUACUUGAAAAGCUGUCACGCCAGUCACUGAGAUUUUUACAGACUUUUAACACAACUUCUUCAAAUAUACUACACAUUCAUAAAGGCACAAAUAUGCCGUGUCCUUUUAUGUCAUAUUUGUCUCCAAAUUUUGUUCGCAAUUAUGGAGCCAAUCUUAUUAAAACCUAUGGAAAAUUCUGUCCCGUGAUCUCACGCCUUGUCACUACUGUGGCAUCAGUUGAUUCAAAUGCUGAAGCAGCAGAUGCCAUGAAAAAGUGUCCUUUUCUAGCAGAGGUUACACCUUUGGUAAAAGAGGCUAGCAAAGAAAUGCAAGAUGAUGUUAUUGAGCUGUCUCCAUCAGCAGAAAAAGUGGAGCAGAUAAGAGAAGAAAUUUCAAAGUUAGAAGAAAAAGAUAUUACUGAAAAAACUGAAAUUCCUUUGAAAAAGAGCAAAACUGGUGAUGACAUCUUCCAGUAUGAGGAAUUCUUUCAUGAACAGAUAAUGCGAAAAAAGAAAGAUCAUUCGUACCGUAUAUUCAAGAAAGUUAACAGAUUGGCAUCCGCAUUUCCUGCUGCAUAUGAAUAUAGUUGGGGUGAAAGGCCCAUUACAGUUUGGUGUUCAAAUGAUUAUCUCGGGAUGUCAUGUCAUCCAAAAGUUAAGGAGGCUGUGAGGCAAGCCUUAGAGACCCAUGGAGCUGGAGCUGGAGGAACUCGUAACAUUUCUGGAAAUUCUAUGUUUCAUGAGAAGUUGGAAGCUGAAUUAGCAUCAUUACACCAAAAAGAAGCUGCACUCCUGUUCACUUCUUGCUUUGUAGCUAAUGAUUCUACCCUGUUUACUCUUGCCAAAGCUUUGCCUGGUUGUCACAUAUUUUCUGAUGCAGGAAAUCAUGCUUCAAUGAUUCAUGGUAUUCGUAACAGCCAUGUGCCCAAACACAUUUUUCGUCACAAUGAUGUAAAGCAUUUGGAGGAGCUUUUAUCAACGUUACCUGUUUCUGUCCCAAAAAUUGUUGCAUUUGAGACUGUUCAUUCAAUGACUGGAGCAGUUUGCCCAUUAGAAGAGAUGUGUAAUGUAGCACACAAAUAUGGAGCAAUUACAUUUGUAGAUGAAGUCCAUGCUGUAGGUCUGUAUGGACAUAAUGGUGCUGGCAUUGGAGAGCGAGAUGGGCAGCUGGAUAACAUGGAUAUUAUUUCAGGAACAUUGGGGAAAGCAUUUGGAAAUGUUGGAGGCUACAUUGCUGGUUCAGCUAAUCUUGUGGAUAUGAUAAGGAGCUAUGCUGCGGGUUUCAUCUUCACAACAUCUUUGCCACCUACUGUGUUAUCUGGAAGUUAUGCUGCAGUGCAGAUUCUUCGUUCACCUGAAGGUCGAGCAUUGCGUGCUAAGCACCAACAGAAUGUUCGGUAUUUGCGCGAGAAGUUGAUAGCUGCUGGUUUUCCAGUAGAACCCACACCGUCUCAUAUUAUCCCCAUAAAGGUUGGUGAUCCAAUUAGCUGCAGUCAACUAUCUGAUGAGCUGAUACAAAGGUUUGGCCACUAUGUGCAGAGUAUCAAUUACCCUACUGUCCCCAAAGGGCAAGAGAAAUUACGACUUGCGCCAACACCCCAUCAUACUCCUGAAAUGAUGAAUCGUCUUGUGGCAGACAUGAGAGAUGUUUGGAUCACUAUUGGUCUUCCUCUACACAACUCGUAAGAUCACCAGGCUUUCAAUAUGACAAACAUCAGUGCUGCCAGUCUCUGAACAAACUGGGACAUUUUAAUUGUUCCAGAAUUUUAACAGCAUCUUUGCAUCUCAACGCUGGUCGUUUCAAGGAAUAAGAUGCUUAUGACCAAAAGUCCAAAAACAAAUAAUUUGCUUAAUAGGUUGCUCUCUUUAGAUCAAGUGAUCUGAUUUAUUGGGUCUCAAAUUUAUUUUUAUAACAAUUUUAGAAAAUUAUUACAGUAUUUAUGUGUUAUUGUGAACUCUCAGGUUUUAAUUACUCUAAUUUUAGACAGGUGAUUAUCAUAUUGCUCCAUGUCUAUGUGGAAGUGAAUUUGAUGAAGGUAUUACUUAUGAUGUAAUGCUACAUUUCUAGCUGGAAAGCAUGGAUUUCUUUCUGAUCCUUUGUUUAGUUUUACAAGAAAUUUGAAAUUUUGCAUUUUUAAAAAAGUAUCAAGUAAUUUAAAAAGAAUACUUUUCCUACAAACCGUGUGUGUGUCUGUGCGGGAUAGAGGGGAGAAAUUGUAAGUUUGGUGGAAAAAAAGACCAAAUUUUAACUUGCAAUUCAGUGUGAAACUUUUAAUGUGUUAGAAAUUGUUCACUAUCACUGGUCAAUUUCUGGUGAUACUACAUCCAACGUAUCCUAAAACAAUAAAGUAAUAAUGUAAUUAUAUCCUUCUCUGAAAUUAAAUGCUUGAAGAAAAAGCUCCAAUGUAGGAAGAUUAAAAUUAUCAGCAUUACUACAGAAAGAAAGUAUCACUGGGGUUUAUAAAUAGAAUACACAGCAGCAUUAGUUUGAAUAUAUUUAUUGUGAGUAUAUUUCGUGGAACUAGCCCAACAUUUUGUGUAGUGUAAGCUAUAUUUUGUAGUUUUUCUUUGUUUGAACAUUAAACAAGGAUCAAUUACAGUAUGCAGCCAUUAAUUUGGAAUGACACUUUAUUGACAUGAUUAUAUUCUGUUCCUAUAUGAGGAGCACAAAAUUUCAUUUCAGGUGAUCUCCAUGUGUUGGAUUGAUUGUAUGUUGCACAUUCCUUUGCCUUUCACUGCCACAUGUGUUUCCAUUAAGAAGCCUUACAUAGCCAUUUUCUAAUGGAGACCACUCACUCAAAUAUAUUAUGUGCUGAUGUGUUUCAUUGACAUAGGCCCAAGUCAAUAUGGCUGAAAUUUUGAACAUGUAAUUCUUCACAAAUUAAACCACUGAUUAUUUGUAAUGUCAUGCUGUGCAAACUGUGGAGUGUGUAAUGAUUUAUAAUCAGAUGACUUUGUUAUUGAGGAGACAUUAAAUCUUAAUUGUCCUUCCUUUUUUUCUACUUUCUUAAUGCAACAUUAGUAUUAAUUAUACAAUUUUUUGUGCUAGUUGGUGGUGAAUAGUACUGCUUAGUUUAAAGAAAAUGUGGAUAUUUCUUUGACUUUGCCAUUUAACUGGCAGAUAGAAGUAUUUGGCAAGAUAAAAGUGUGUUGGUAAUAAUUUUGUUUAAAAAUGAAAAUAUUUUAUACCUUAUGUCAAGGAAACAAUGAACAUGUAAAAGAAGUUAGUGGCUUGCAGGCACACAGGCUCUGCAAUUUCAGUAACUUGGAUUUUAGUAUAAUCAGAUGUGCAAGAUAUUUUUGGUCAUUUUUAAACUCCUCUUUGUCCUGCAUUAUGAGCACAGAGCUAGUUUCAUGUUCUGUAGUGAAUGUUGCAUUUACACUGUUGAUUGUGAAAAGCACGUAACAUUCUUGUAUCAAAGAAAUGUUAUUUAGAUACACUUACUCCCCAGUGUUAAAAAAAUCAUAAUUGGGCUGACAGGAGAAUUUUAUGUUUUAGUCUUGAAAAACAGUGGCAUACAUUUGAAAACAUGAUGAUGUACAAAAAGAACGUAAGUUUGGUCUGACUGCUGCACAACACAUUUUGUGAAAAGACACAUGGAUGACAGUUUCUGUAGCCUGAUUGUGAUUCAUGUCAAUGUUGAAUGUGAUCUUUAAUUUACCACCUGCAUGUUCCACUGUUUUGUUUUUGGUUUUGUAAUCUGUUUUCUGUCAGUCUUCAUUUUAAUAAACAGUCUUUAAGUAAUUAGUUACUUGAUUCAGAUUUGAGAUGAUUUUGAGAAACAGAUUUUUCUUUGUAGUUUUCUCAAUUUUGUAGUACUGUAGCAAAUGAAAAAAAGCUAUUUUUAUCUCACUAUAUACAAUCGUGUUCGAGAGUCUUAGGUACUGAGAAGGUACUGAGAUUUGAAGUAAAUUCACAACCAAACUAGUUAAACUGUUGACUUCAUAUUUGUCAUCUGUUAUGUACCUUGUAUUUUGUGAUUCUCAGUUUGUAUGUUUGAGAGAUAUUUAAAUUCUCUCUCUGCCACACACUGUUAGGUGGCUUGCAGACUAUAAAUGUUGAUGUCUUAAUGUAUGGGCAGCAUUAAGAGACUUUAAUUUAUAAUAUGUAAUUCUUUUAAUGCUCUGUGUCAUCAUUCCUACUGAACGCUAAUGAGAGUUCGGUAUACAGUAUUUACAAAUUCGGGUCAAUAUUUUGUGUGCACAAGAAUCAUUAUUUUUGUAAUAAAUUCUAGUCGUUGAUAAUUGUAAUUUUUCUCUGGAUAUGGCAGUUUCAUUAUAAGUGUGAAAAGAAACUAAUUAUGCUGCAUGUGUGUUCAAAAUGGAACAAAUAUAUAAACA